CCAUCAGUCCAUCACUACUCUCUGCCACUGCGCAUCAGCGCCGCCCCUUUCACACCGCCGGCCGGCGCCAUGGCCUCCCCGUCCCCGUCCCCGUCCCCGUCCCCGUCCUCUCCCACUGCCCGCCGCCGCAGACACACCAUCUACCACGGCCACCGCCGCGCCUCGCCGCACCGGCCCACAGUCCGCGGCGGCCUCUUCACCGACCUCCGCUUCCCCUCCCCAAUACCCCGCCCUCCCCCCUCCCCCGCCACCGCAACCGCCUUCCGCCUCCGCGACUGGGAUCCACACUCGCCCUAUUCCCCGUCGUCCGCUCCCUCUCCCUCCGCCUCCGCUUCCUCCUCCACAUCCGCCUCCGCGCGCCGCCUCUCCCCGCUCGCGCGCUUCCUCCUCGACGCGCUCCGCCGCCACCAGCGCUGGGGCCCGCCCGUCGUCGCCGACCUCUCCAAGCUCCGCCGCGUCCCGCCGUCCCUCGUCGCCGAGGUCCUCACCGCGCGCCCGCCCCCGCCGCCGCCGCUCGCGCUCCCGUUCUUCCUCUGGGCCGGCCGCCAGAAGGGCUUCCGCCACUGCUUCCCGGCCUUCCACGCCCUCGCCUCGCUGCUCUCCGCCGCGGGGCUCCCAGCCGCGGCCGACCAGCUCCCCGACCUCAUGCGCGCGCACGGCAAGCCCGUCUCCCACUCGCAGCUCACCCUCCUCGUCCGCCUCCACACCGCCGCGCGGCGCCCCCUCCGCGCUCUCCACGCGCUCCGCCGCUUCCGCCACGAGUUCGACGUCCAGCCGCAGGUCCACGCGUGCAACCGCGUCCUUGGCGCGCUGGCUGCUGCGGGCCACGUGGAGGACGCGCUCAAGCUGUUCGAUGAAAUGUCGGAGGGUGGCGUGCAGCCUAUCCCAGUGACGUUUGCCAUCGUGGUUCGUGCACUAGCACACGCAGGGAUGACUGAUAGGCUUCUGGAAAUGAUUGGAAGGAUGCGGAACGAGGUGUGCCGGCCUGAUGUCUUUGUGUACACUGCGCUGGUGAAGACAAUGGUGCGGAGGGGGUAUAUGGAUGGCUGCAUCAGGGUGUGGGAGGAAAUGGAGAAGGAUGGGGUGGAGCCAGACACAAUGGCGUAUGCUACAAUGGUUGGGGGGUUCUGCAACACCGGGAUGGUGGAGGAAGCAGCAGAAUUGUUCAAGGAGAUGAGGAGCAAGGGGUUACUGGUGGACAGGUCAGUGUAUGCAUCGCUCAUUGAUGGGUACGUUGCUGCUGGGAGGGUUGGCGAUGGGUGUAGGUUGUUGAAGGAAUUAGUUGAUGCUGGCUACCGUGCUGACCUGGGGAUAUAUAACACACUUAUUAGUGGACUGUGUGGCAUAGGUAGGGAGGAUAAGGCUCAUAACUUAUUUCGGAUUGUUCUUCAGGAGGAGCUUAUGCCAAGUUCUGAUACUGUUUCACCGUUGCUAGCUCGUUAUGCCGAAAAGGGUGAAAUGGUUACAUUUUUUGGAUUGGUCAACAAACUGGCAGAGCUGGGUUUGCCUGUUAUUGAAAUGUUAGUAGAUUUUAUGAAGCUCUUUGCAGGAAAGGAUGGUAGGGAAUUGAAGGCUAUGGAAGUGUUUGAUGCGUUGAAAGAAAAACAGUAUUGUAGUGUCGGCAUUUAUAACAUUCUUAUUGAAAAUCUGCUGAAGAUCAAGGAUAGGAAGAAAUCACUUUUGCUGUUUGAAGAAAUGCAAAGUUCAGUUAAUUUUAAACCAGAUUCAUGUACAUAUAGUCAUAUGAUCCCAUGUUUCAUGGAUGAAGGAAAUGUCGAAGAGGCCUGCUCAUGCUACAACACCGUGAUGAAGGAAAAUUGGAUACCAAGUAUGUCAGCCUACUGUGCUCUUGUGAAAGGGCUUUGCAAGAUGGGGGAGAUCAACGCAGCCAUAUCACUUGUUAAAGAUUGUCUUGGAAAUGUAGAAAAUGGGCCAACUGAAUUUAAAUACACCUUGACUAUUCUCGAAGCCUGCAGAUCAAAAAGCCCAGAGAAAGUCAUUAAUGUGGUGAAUGAGAUGAUUGAAGUAGGCUGUUCAAUGGAAGAAAUUGUCUAUUCUGCCAUCAUAUAUGGUUUCUGCAAGUAUGCAAGUUCAACUGAGGCGAGGCAGGUGUUCACUAUCAUGAGAGAUCGAAAUAUCUUAUCGGAAGCCAAUUUUAUUGUCUACGAGGACAUGCUGAAUGAGCACUUGAAGAAGGCCACUGCAGACUUGGUGAUAUCUGGAUUGAAGUUUUUUGACCUUGAGUCAAAAUUGAAAUGGAGAAGCAGAAUUGAUUGAAGAAACAUUUAUGCAGUUACUCGGUACAAUCUUCUUCUCUUUACUUCAGAUUUCAAAUUUAACCGUUGGAUACGCAUGUAUGUUAUUAACUUAAAGUGUUUGCAAGUGUUUAUAUGCUUCCCCAAUGGAAAAGGAAUGAAUCUUGAAGCAAACUCAAGUGUCAGCCUAAUUGUGGUUAUGGGUACAUUACUCACUUCAGCUUUGGGACCCAUGUCCCUAGCUCAUUAUCAGCUACAUGAACUGUCAAUUCGUUGUCAUGAUCCUCACAUCUGGUUUCUCCCUGUGUUUGUGUCUGUCGGGGGUGGGGGGGUAUCUUAUUUGAUUCAGUGGGCCACGGCACCGUUGUACCAAGCUUGCCUUCCAGGCCACAGAACCUCUCAACGUUUGGCAGGAUGACUCCUUUGUAGUUGUGACCCUGUUAUCUAUUCCAUGUGACGAAGUGGCAAUAUUAUUGGAGUCUGUUAGAAAAGAUGCCAAACAUAAAAGGCUUUGGUUGGAAUGAGUUCACAUUGAGGAUUCUCAUGGGCAAUAUCUAUGGACUUAGCCCAAAGAGUGUAAAUGUGUCAGGUAUUGGUUGGGAAGUUCGCUGCAAUACGAGGUGCCAGCAAUGACAUCCCACUUAACCUAGUUGAGACAUGGGGGCUGGGGAGUUAUUAUGGGGGAGGAAGGCGAGACCGCAAAAGAAGGGGAAUUUUGGGCAGGUGUUAGGGCAUUGAUAGUUCUUGCCUCUGUGAAUGGACUUCUCAUCUGGCCUUAGAGGGCCUGAAAACUUGUGACUAGUCUGGCCAAAGGAGCACUUAGGCAUUUCAAGGGUGCUUUGGGAUCCUAUCUCUCUCUCUCUCUCUCUCUCCAGGAAAGCAUAGUAGUAUUUGUCUGAAGAGUUUUUUUAUUUUUGUGAAAUAAUAUGAUACAUCAUGUGAUUUUAAUGUUGCACUGUUUAGGAGGUAGAACCAUUCAACUGCCUGUCUGUUCUCUUUAUGGAAAUUCAUAAACCUGCUUAUACCAGAAUUCUUUGCAAGGAGCAUGAUGUGGCUAACUAUAGUUGAUGUCUGUAUAUUUAUUUGCUCCUAGUUAUGAGCUAUUUGUAUUUCAUUCAUAACACUUUUCUCAAGCUGAUCUUCGUGAUAUAAUCCAAGUCCUGGUGCAAUGUUACUUAAUAGAAAAAAGAACAAUUAACUCUGCAUUUAUUUAAGAGAUACCCUCUGUUUGAUGUGGCAUUUCUUAUUGUUAUUGAUUUUAGUUUUUUAUAAGGUAGAAAAGCUGAACUAAUAAACUUAAUAAUUCAUCAAGAAAACCGAUUUUGUAUGUGUUUGAAACAUUUUUAAUUUAAAAAAAUCUGAUUUUAUUGGAUCAAUUAUAGCUGCCUCAUCUUUGUUUGGAGCUUCAUCUUGUCACUAAUUUAGUCAUUUCUCUCUCUCUCUCUCUCUCUCUCUCUCUCUCUCUAAAACAGUUCUGUUAUGGCCUUCUGGGCAUCUUGUCUUUAAUAAAUUUUAUAAUUAUUGUUUCAUGCAUUCGCUAGAACCACCUUUGGAAACCGUGGGGGCAUCACAGAUGAAAAUACUGGAAUUCAAAUAUAGGGGCACCACUAACCUUUGUAUUGCGUGAACUACCAUUCAUCCUCAACCUCUUUCAGGAUGCUGUUUGCCCUGAAAAGGAAGUCUUUCAGGAUGCUUAUGGUAGCGUUCGAAAUAUACUGGCAACAUCAGGGCUUGGUCCUUCAUUUUUCUGGCGAGGUUGAAAUUGCAAAGGAGGGACAUGAAUUAAAUCCAUUUGGUAACAUUCGCACAAAGGUUGCUUGUUACAACAAUCUCAUCAGCUGGACGAUGUGAAAGAUCAAUUCUGGCUGGUUGACACUUGACAGCAAAGCGGGAUCCAUGUCGUGCAACCUACAAGAUCGAUGCAGAGGGUGAUGCUGGCUUCCCCUGUGCGUGGUCUCUGGUUUGAUGUCGGUUUCCACUGGCCAGAUGGAUGCAACCGAUUGGGUGUAGCUUUAGAAGCAAUACUGCAUGGCUGGCUACCGGUGAUGAGGACCUUGUGAGGUUGAUCUAUCCUUGUAGGUCCGUUCAUUCAUAAGCAUAUCAUUUCCCUGCAGAGAAGAUAUCAUCAGGCUGUCAGCUAACGCAGGGCAAGUAGCUAUCAUCAUGCCAAAAGCAGAGAAUGGAGGUUACGUAACAGGAUCCUGCUGCCACAGUCAUUGUGUCUGGUGGACUAAUAUCUCCCCAAUGCAAAACUUGGAUUCAGGUUAAAAUAUUUCUGAAAUUUGGGUGACCUCUCUGAACCACGAAACUUCUGGAGUGCAACUAGUCCGAGUCCAGCUGCUAAACCAUUCCAACGAGAUCAUCUGGCUGAACCAUUUCUGAAAUUUGGAUGACCUCUGUCAACCACGAAAUUUGGCCAAGCAGUAUAUAUGCAUGGAAGACAAAACUAGUGAAGUGAUAAAACUUUAAGCUGAUUAGCCCACUUGACAAAGUAUGGCUACCACUUGAUUGUGAAGACAAUUAUGCUUCACCUAGCUAAUUAAGGCGUACCAGACACAAGGUGUGGCUUUUGGCUUUUUGUAAAUACAAAUGACGUCCUUGGACGUGAAAUAUUUCCAUUAGCAAAAUAAAGGCCGUUUGUUUUGAGGUUCAACAGUGGCUAUUUAAGGAGCUUAACCUACAAGGCUUCAGUGGACAAGGUAGGGACAAUAUUUUUUUUUCCUCCUUUAGAACAUUGCAGGAGAGCUACAUGUCAUUUCGUUUAAAUUUAAAGAAGAAUAAAGUUCUGUUAGGUUACAA
Molecule: messenger RNA, 5054 nt
Organism: Sorghum bicolor (sorghum)
Lineage: Eukaryota; Viridiplantae; Streptophyta; Magnoliopsida; Poales; Poaceae
Product: pentatricopeptide repeat-containing protein At4g20740
Exons: 3
Coding region: 70-2277 (735 amino acids)
Molecular function (GO): protein binding
Source: RefSeq, a predicted model, not a curated record